Messenger RNA from Dendronephthya gigantea, 2544 nucleotides. RefSeq names its product calcium/calmodulin-dependent protein kinase type II alpha chain-like. The record is from RefSeq and is a predicted model, not a curated record. NCBI's taxonomy places the organism in Eukaryota, Metazoa, Cnidaria, Anthozoa, Malacalcyonacea, Nephtheidae. Gene Ontology annotation, molecular function: calcium/calmodulin-dependent protein kinase activity; calmodulin binding; ATP binding. Gene Ontology annotation, cellular component: neuron projection; cytoplasm. The transcript has 18 exons. Bases 48 to 1475 code for a protein of 475 amino acids. Gene Ontology annotation, biological process: protein phosphorylation.
UGGUCACGUGACUUUGUCUAUUUCAACAACACAAAUAUAGCGUAAAGAUGGCUUCGAAUUUACAAUGCAAUAAUUUUCAUGAAUCUUUCGAUCUUAAGGAAGAAUUAGGAAAAGGGGCUUUUAGCGUUGUACGAAGAUGUGUUCACAAAGAAACCAAAGUCGAUUAUGCAGCUAAGAUUAUACAUACAAGAAAGCUAUCUUCCAGAGAUCUUCAAAAACUCGAGAGAGAAGCUCGUAUAUGUAGACGCUUAAAGCAUCCUAAUAUUGUCCAACUACAUGCAAGUAUUGCGGAGGAGAGCGUUCACUACUUAGUAUUUGAUUUAGUUACUGGUGGGGAAUUAUUUGAAGAUAUUGUAGCAAGAGAAUAUUAUAGUGAAGCUGAUGCCAGUCAUUGUAUUCAACAAAUAUUAGAAAGUGUUCAACAUUGUCAUAGUAUCGGAAUUGUUCAUAGAGAUCUGAAGCCAGAAAAUCUGCUUCUUGAAUCAAAAAAGAAGAAUGCUGUUUGCAAAUUGGCUGAUUUUGGCCUGGCGAUUGAAGUAGAAAAUAACAAACCAGGAUGGUAUGGUUUUGCCGGCACGCCAGGGUAUCUCUCACCAGAAGUUUUGAAAAAGGAACAUUAUGGUUCAGCAGUUGAUAUCUGGGCUUGUGGUGUGAUAUUAUAUAUUUUGCUUGUUGGAUAUCCACCCUUCUGGGAUGAGGACCAACAUAAAUUGUACGGUCAAAUCAAGGCUGGAGUUUACGAUUAUCCAUCACCAGAAUGGGACACAGUCACGGAUGAGGCGAAGGCACUAAUUGACAAAAUGUUAACUGUCAAUCCUGAAAAACGGAUUACAUCCAGUGAAGCUUUGAAAGAUCCCUGGAUUCUUAACCGUGAACGAGUUGCUUCAAAGGUUCAUCGUCAAGGAACCAUUGAUGGAUUGAAAAAGUUCAAUGCUCGACGAAAGUUAAAGGGAGCUAUACUAACAACCAUAGUGGCUCGUAGGUUCUCGUCUAACUCAGUUCGUGCCCAAUCCUCAUCUUCUAAGAAAAAGAGUUCUGACGAAGAAGCUGUCUUACUGGAAGAUGGAGAUGCCUCGAAGCGAGAUAUAGAACAAGAUAUUAUAAAGCUGACUCAAAAAAUGCUCACGAGCAUCACAACUGGCGAUUUUGAAGCUUAUAGUAAAUUAUGCGACUUCUCAAUGACAUGUUUCGAGCCAGAAACGAAAGGAAAUCUUGUUCAAGGGUUAGAGUUUCAUAAAUUUUACAUGGAAAAUGUGUUUUCCAAGAGAACAACACCAAUCAACACAACACUUCUCACUCCCUUUGUUCACGUUUUAAGCGAAGACUCGGCAGCGAUAUGUUAUGUGAGAUUGACACAAUAUCUUGACAGCUCGGGUAUGCCAUUCACGUUGCAGUCCGAGGAGACGCGUGUUUGGCAGAAGAAAUCUGGGCAUUGGUUAUGCGUACACUUCCAUCGCUCGUCCCAGUCCUCAUGAAUACGCCACCCACCCCUUGAUCACGUGCACGCCUGUGUAGUGCUGACGUCUAAUUUUCCACUUCCGGCCGUAAAUCAAUAUGAGCAUUCUUGGUACAUAUAUGGCUUCGAGUUUAUAUUUCAUGUAGACAUUAAUUUUAGCAUGGACGAUACUAUUUUAACCAGCGGACGUAGUGAAUAUUAAUCAAGCAACAUGAAUUAUUCAUUUGCAGUCAGUGAUGGAAAUUUAGUGAUUCAAAUGCUUGUGUAGUAUAUAAUGUAGAUAUUCUAGUUUUAUGGAGAAGCAAUUGCCCAGUUGCUUUGAAGAAGCGAUGUGAUAUGAAGCUUAAUUUAAAAUUUGAGUUUGCUAUUUGCAGACAAUUAAUGAACAAUUGAGCUAAAUUCUCCAAAGAUUUUAUAGUUAACCCGAUCUGUCUCUGAAGAAAAAGGUUCAGGCCGCACUAAGGCAUUCGUGACUUUUAAGUUUGAACAAUAAACUGAAAGCAAUUUUAAAUUAGUUGGACGGCCUUCAAAAGGCCUUAAUUUCAUUUUCCAACAAUAAUUGGUAAACGUUUCAAUAACAUCGGAAAGUAUGUGCACUCCUUUUGCUCCUAGCUGCUAGCGAAUGAAUUUUCUGAGACCCUUCUCGCUUUGUUGGCUUUGAAAAUGACAACUUGAGAGCUUGACAACUUUACUGAUUGUAGUUAAAUUACCGAAUUUCUAUUUAUGCUUGUCUUAAGAAAAGGGGUAAAUUAAGCGGCAGUAACGAGUAUAUAUAUGCGGUUUGGUCAUACAAAUGAUACAAUGCGGGGUUCUGUAGACUUUCAUUAGGGGCCAAGGGAUAUUUAUUAAAACUCUCUUGAAAUAUAACUGAAUUAGUUUGGGUGAAAAGUCAUAGUCGAGUUAAUAUUUUUUGACUUGGUAAGUAGGGAGUUUGUGAAUCAUUCCUGCCCCACCCCAAUUAUAAGAACAGAAAAUGGUGUAUGCUUUGAGCUAUUUAUUCUAUUUAUUUUUUGCUUCAUUUAAAUAAUAAAUAUAAUGUUAAAAUUUCCUGUAUCAACAUGAAUUUUAGUAAUUGAAUAAAAUGUGUA